AUGGCACAAUUUGAUGACCCAUCCAUAAUAUCGCUAGUUUCAGCUGUCUCAGAUAGCAAGGCCGGUGCUAGUGCUUUCGAGAAUAACAAAGAUGAUAAUGCAAUCACCAAGUUUUUAAGAGAAGCUGAAUACAAAAGAGAAGAGGAAGAAGCUAAGAAAAGCGGAUUCACUACUGAACAAAAAGGUACAGAAAUAGGGGAUGAUGAAAGCACGAAUGCUCAAAGCAAAGAAUUAGAAUUAGAAGAUUGGAAACUUGAGUUGGGUCCUUAUAACAAUAACGAAAGACUAAGAUAUAGCAUGGAUUAUUUGUACAGCUUGAAAGAUUCCUCAGAUAACGUUGUUCCACAAGAUCUUCCACCAAAGAGCUAUUAUAGAUUAAAGAACAAACCUAUUCAAAGAACUAACUGGUCGGGAAACCAAUACAAUAAUAAUAACGGUAACUACACUGGUAGAAACAAUUAUAAUGAAGGUGGACCAGCUACAGGAUCAAUGGGUAAUUUCAACUUGAAUAAGAAGCCUCAUGAUAGAGGUUUCAAUAGAUAUGGUAACAACAACAACAACAAUAGAAGAAAUAACAGGGACCAUCGUCACAAGAAACAAGACGAUGAUGAUAGUUGGCUAGCUGAACUUGAGAAGGAUGAACCUGCAGGAGGAUCUGCUGAAGAUUUUGAAAAAUGGAAAGCUAAAAUCAAGUUGGCUGAACGUAAGAGAAGAGGUGAAAUUGUUGACGAAGAAGAAAUAACACCAUCAUCAACUCAAAGAAGUGAAGAAAACAAAAACACAAUUGAUAGUUUCUUUAGUGUUGCAAAGCCAAGUACCAAAUCAGGAGGUUCAUCUAAUGCUGGAACCCCAGAUGUUACCAAAAACUCCAAAUUUUUCUCAUUUUUCAAACCAGAAUCUGGUCCAGCCAAAGAUGAACAAUCUUCAGGACAGCAACCCUCAGGAAAUGAUGGAGUUUCAAAAAUCUUAUCUUUGCUUGAUAGUGGUGAAAAGAAUGCAAAGGCUGGCUCAAACAACUCAACUCCUCUCCUUACAAAAGCUUCUCCUUUACAAUCUCCUCAAGUUCAAUCCCAACAACCACAACAAGGAAGAACUCAGUUCAACUUCCAACAACCUUCAUCAGGUCAACCUCAACCACCUCAACAACCUUCAUCAUCAGCUCCUGUCUUACCCCCAGGUUUAGCACCUCCAUCAAAUCAAGGAUUACCAGCUGGUGGUUCCAAAGAUUCCUUCUUUAUGUCAUUAUUGAAUAGAGGCCCUGAGAGUGCUAAAAUUGACUCUACACCAAAUGCUCAAAGUCCAAAGGUUUCAACUAAUGACUCAAAACAAAGCCCAUCAUUACCAAACCAAGAACAACCUAGAAGCUCAUUACCUCCGGGUUUACAAGGACCACCAGGUUUACCUCAGCAGAAUCAACAACAGCAUUCACAACAACCUGGUCUUCAAGGCCAACCUAUGAUUCCACCACAAUUUCAGAAUGGACAAAAUAGAGGCCAAGGCCAAAUGCCACCAGUACCACCAGGUUUUAACCCUCAACAACUACCACCAUGGUUAGCUCAACAAUUCCCACCAAACUUGCCACAAGGCGGUAGAUUUAUGCCUCCACCUCCACCAAAUGGUAUGGGUUUCCCACCACAAAUGAGACAACAUGGUCCUCCAGGUGCUUCAAAUAUUCCACCACAUUUACUUUACCCCCAAGGUGGUCAACAAGGUGGUCAAAGUAACCCACAAGUGUUUUAUCCACCAUUUGGUGCACCAAAUCCUGAUGGUCAACAUCAACAACAACAACAACAGCAGCAAAGAUUUCCUCCAGGUUUCUUCAAUGGCCCACCGCCACCAGGAUUUCAAGGAAGAGACUCAAAUCAGCAAUAG
Hansenula anomala is the source of this 1872-nucleotide messenger RNA. RefSeq names its product Eap1p (gene EAP1). The transcript has a single exon. The record is from RefSeq and is a predicted model, not a curated record. Bases 1 to 1872 code for a protein of 623 amino acids. Lineage: Eukaryota; Fungi; Ascomycota; Saccharomycetes; Phaffomycetales; Wickerhamomycetaceae.